Molecule: messenger RNA, 1107 nt
Organism: Fusarium falciforme
Lineage: Eukaryota; Fungi; Ascomycota; Sordariomycetes; Hypocreales; Nectriaceae
Exons: 4
Coding region: 55-1107 (350 amino acids)
Source: RefSeq, a predicted model, not a curated record
CGUAUCCGUCCGAUCUCGCAGCUACACCCAGAGUUGAAUGCUCUCAACUACAGCAUGAAGAGGCUGGUUUCCACUGGAAAACUACAGACUUGGCUCUUUCAACCAAAGUCCCCCCGAUUGAACCAUUUGUUUGUCAAGACGCUCUCCGCACCUCUGCUCUCAAGGAACAACCACCACAAAGCUCAUUCAACCCCGACAGCAAAGACCACGGGAAAUAGAGCAAUCAUGGCUCCUUCCGGUCCCUUUUCAGUUACCGUUCAUCCUUUCGAGUCCAAGACUCGAGCCUCUUGCGCAUACGAGAUUGGACUUGCCUCAGCUAAGAAUGCUGUCAUCUUCAUCGGUGGUCUCACAGAUGGUCCUCAUACUAUCCCCUACACCCGGCUCCUAGCUCAGCGACUGGAGGAGGCCAAGGAACUUGGUUACUCUGUUUUCGAGAUCCGCAUGCGCAGCUCCUUUAUCGGAUUUGGUAUCUCAAGCCUUUCCAACGAUGUGGAGGACAUCUCCUCUUUGGUCAAGUAUCUUCGAAGCAUCGGCAAGGAGAAGAUCGUCCUGUUUGGUUCUUCCACUGGUUGCCAGGACUGCAUCGAGUACACCAACUAUGCCAAGCACAACAAUGAGCGUGUCGACGGCUUCAUCAUGCAAGGCCCCAUCUCGGAUCGCGAGACACUGGAUCUCAUCAUGCCUGACCCUCAGCCAAGCCUCGACCUUGCGGCCAAGAUGAUUGCCGAGGGAAAGGAGGGCGACUGUAUGCCUUUUGAUAUGAUUCCCGCCGUCUUGGGGGCACCCAUCUCGGCCUAUAGAUUCCAGUCUCUUGCUGCCCCAGGAGGUGAUGACGAUUACUUCUCUUCCGAUCUUGACGAAGAGAGAGUCGCGGCGAACUGGGCGCGAUUCGAGAAGCCAGUUCUUGUUCUUCACUCUGGAAAUGACGAGUAUGUGCCUGAGCGCGUUGACCAGGCAGCUCGCAACAAGAAGUACCAGCAACUGAACCCAGUAGUGAGCCCCUUGUCGGGGCUUAUUCCUGGCGCAAGUCACACUGUUGACCAGCCUGAGGCUCAGGAAUGGCUUACCAAGCGGGUGAUUGAGUUCCUGGGAACUCUUGCAAAGUAA